AGAGGAGAAACCAGAUUCGUCGAUAUUCGAUUACUUCGUGUCGCCAAUUGGCAGUUGGCAGUUGUGGAAAACUCUAGUGAUGCCCUACGUCUAUCCGGAGAACUCAACUCCGGACUAUCUAAGCAUUCUAAUUCCGAUCGUGGAUAAUGUUCGGAUUGAUUACCUGAUCAAUGUGAUAGUGAAGCAGGAGAAAGCGGUUUUGCUGAUCGGUGAACAAGGAACGGCAAAGACCGUUAUGAUGAAAAGCUUUAUGAAAAAGUUAAACUCGGAAACGCACAUGGGACGAUCGUUCAACUUUUCGUCCGCUACCAGUCCCUAUCAUUUCCAGAAAACCAUCGAAAGUUACGUUGAGAAGAGAUUGGGUAACAUGUUUGGACCUAGCGGUGGUCGGAAGCUUCUGGUUUUUAUCGACGAUGUCAAUAUGCCGCAAAUCAACGAAUGGGGCGAUCAGAUUACGAACGAGAUCGUACGACAGACGAUGGAUAUGAGAGGAUUCUACAGUUUGGAGAAACCGGGCGAGUUUACGAAUAUAGUGGACGUCCAAUUUGCGGGGGCAAUGGGUUUACCCGGAGGUGGCCGAAGUGAUAUACCAGCGCGACUAAAGCGGCAGUUCAGUGUGUUCAACUGCAACAUUCCUGAUAAUACGUCGAUAGAUACGAUCUUCAGAACACUUGGGGAAGGUCACUAUAAUGUGAAACGAGGAUUUUCGCUAGAGGUGCGAAAACUGGUAAAACGCUUAGUGCCUCUGACGCGAAAUUUAUGGCAACGUACUAGAGAGCAGUUGCUACCGACUCCAGCUAAAUUCCACUACGUAUUUAGCUUAAGAGAUCUUUCCCGCAUAUGGCAAGGAAUGAUUGGAACCCUUUCGACGGUGAUCACUUCCGAGGCAGUCCUGAUAUUGCUGUGGAAAAAUGAAUGUACCCGAGUGUUUGCGGAUCGUUUUGUAUCGAUGUCGGACACGGAGUGGUUCCUGAACGAGAUGCUGAAGGUAUUGGAGGGGGAUCUUGGGCCGGAAUACAAGGACAUGGCAGGAUCUAGUCCGGUAUUUGUUGACUUCAUGCGAGAUGCCCCGGAACCAACUGGCGAGGAAGGUGAAGAAACGGAUAUGGAACUACCGAAGGUAUACGAACCAGUAUCGGACUUCCAAAUAUUACGGGAACGCUUGAAUAUGUUCCUACUGCAGUUCAAUGAAAUGAUACGUGGCACCGGAAUGGAUUUGGUAUUUUUCCCGGACGCGAUGCUUCACCUGGUAAAAAUAUCCAGGAUCAUUCGUCACCCGAGGGGAAACGUAAUGUUGGUCGGCGUUGGUGGAUCCGGUAAGCAAUCGCUUACUAAACUUGCUUCGUUCAUCGCCGGAUACAAGACCUUCCAGAUCAGUUUAACACGCUCCUAUAACGUAGCAAACUUUCUUGAAGAUUUGAAACUCUUGUACCGAUCUUGUGGUGUACAAGGCAAAGGAACUACUUUUCUAUUCACCGACAUGGACGUUAAAGAGGAAAGCUUCCUCGAGUAUCUGAACAACAUACUGUCAUCAGGGGUGAUAUCGAACUUGUUCAACAGAGACGAACAGACGGAAAUAGUCUCAGAGCUGACACCAACGAUGAAGCGCGAGAACCAAAAGAAGAACGUGACACAAGAAACUGUCAUGGAGUACUUCCUCCAACGAGUCUGUCACCAUCUUCAUGUGGUCUUCUGCUUCUCUCCGGUCGGCGAAACUUUCCGACGCAGAGUUAUGCGGUUCCCGGCGCUGGUUUCUGGUUGCACCGUUGACUGGUUCCAACCGUGGCCGAAAGAUGCGUUGGUUGCAGUUGCCCGACACUUUCUAACUGACUUUUCCAUCGAGUGCACAGCAGAGGUGAAGGAUGAGUUAGUGAAUGCUCUCGGAACUAUACAGGACAUUGUAUCGAUGACAUCGACAGAGUACUAUCAGCGGUUCCGUCGAGCAACGCAUGUAACUCCCAAGUCGUACCUGAAUUUUAUAGGCGGGUAUAAGAACAUUUAUACUCAGAAACACAAGGAGUUGUGCGACGGAGCGGAGAAGAUGGACACUGGUCUGGAAAAGCUAGCCGAAGCAUCGGAGUCGGUGGAGAUUCUUAAAAUAGAUCUCGCUCACAUGGAAAAGGACCUGGUGGAAGCAUCCGCUAAGGCUGAGCGGGUACUGGUGGAAGUAACCGAGCGUGCCAUGCAAGCCGAGGUAUUCAAGAACCAAGUCCAGGUGGUAAAAGAGAAGGCUGAAGCGCUGGUACAGAAUAUUGCCGCCGAGAAAGCUUUGGCUGAGGAAAAACUAGAAGCGGCUAAACCGGCACUAGAAGAAGCUGAAGCUGCACUAAACACUAUUAAGCCGGCCCACAUUGCAACGGUUCGUAAGCUCGGCAGACCCCCGCAUUUGAUUAUGCGCAUCAUGGAUUGUGUGUUGAUAAUGUUUCAACGAAAGUUACACCCUGUAAUUGCGGACACUAGUGCGCCUUCUCCGAAGCCUUCGUGGCAGGAGUCACUAAAAAUGAUGGCUAGCACCACCUUCCUGCUGCAGCUGCAAAACUAUCCAAAAGAUACGAUCAACGAUGAAAUGAUCGAGCACUUGCAGCCGUACUUCCGCAUGGAGGAUUAUAACAUGGACACUGCAAGAAGGGUGUGUGGCGAUGUCGCUGGAUUGUUAUCUUGGACAAAAGCUAUGGCAUUCUUCCAUGGCGUGAAUAAGGAAGUGUUGCCUCUCAAGGCAAAUUUGAUGAUGCAGGAAGCUCGUUUGAAGAUAGCCAUGGACGAUCUGGCCGCUGCUGAGAAUCAGCUGGCAGAGCGCGAAGCAGCCCUCCAGAAGGUCAAAGAUCAGUAUGAUGCGGCCGUUUCGGAGAAGCAACGAUUAACUGAUGCUGCGAACAGUUGUUUGCGCAAAAUGACCGCGGCAACUGCGCUUAUCAAUGGACUUGGCGGUGAAAAGGCACGCUGGACGCAACAGAGUAAGGAGUUUAAAAUCCAGCUCGGCAAGCUAGUUGGUGACGUUUUGCUGGCGACCGGUUUCCUGUCCUAUUGCGGCCCAUAUAAUCAAGAAUUUAGAGGAAAUCUUUUCAAAACAUGGAUGAAUAUAUUGAGAACUCGGACCAUCCCGUAUACGACAGGACUCAGUAUCAUCGGAAUGUUGACAGAUUCGGCUACCAUUUCAGAGUGGAAUCUACAGGGACUACCGAAUGAUGAACUAUCAAUACAGAAUGCAUUGAUUGUAACUAAAUCAAGCAGCUACCCGUUGCUAAUUGACCCGCAGAGCCAGGGAAAGAUUUGGAUUAAAUGCAAGGAGGACCAAAAUGAACUUCAAAUCACUUCGCUGAACCAUAAAUAUUUCAGAACACAUCUGGAGGACAGUUUGUCCUUGGGACGUCCACUACUUAUUGAGGAUGUUGGGAUAGAACUGGAUCCGGUUAUCGACAACGUGCUGGAAAAGAAUUUCAUCAAGUCAGGUUCGAUGGAAAAAGUGCUCGUAGGAGAUAAAGAAUGUGAUGUGAUGCCCGGUUUCAUGUUGUACAUUACCACAAAGCUCCCGAAUCCUCCAUUCAGCCCGGAAAUUAGCUCGAAAACGUCGAUUAUUGACUUCACAGUGACCAUGCGAGGGCUGGAAGAUCAGCUACUCGGACGGGUGAUUUUAAUGGAGAAAGCUGACCUGGAGUCCGAGAGAGUACAGUUGUUCGAAAGUGUGAUGAAAAAUCAGCGCAGCAUGAAGGAGCUUGAGGCUAAUUUGCUACUUCGUUUGACAUCCACAGAGGGUUCUCUGGUGGAUGAUGAGGCCUUGAUUGAAGUGCUCCAGGAGACAAAGACAACCGCGGAGGAUGUAAACCAGAAGUUGAAGAUCGCCGAGGUUACCGAGAAGAAAAUUAUGAUCGCCAGAGAGGAGUUUCGUGCCGUGGCAGCUCGUGGUUCGAUUCUAUACUUUUUGAUCGUUGAAAUGUCUAACGUUAAUGUAAUGUAUCAAAACUCGCUAAAGCAAUUCUUAAUAAUUUUUGAUAACUCCAUCACAAAGUCAGCCAAGAGUAACAUAACAGAAGAACGCAUUAAUAUUAUUUUACGCUAUUUAACCUACGAAGUUUGGGCUUUCACGAGUCGCAGUUUGUACGAGAGACAUAAGCAGCUUUUCACUUUAAUGUUGGCAAUAAAAAUUGAUUACCAGAAGGGACACAUUAGUCAUGAUGAAUUUAUGGCCUUCGUGAAGGGUGGUGCAUCGUUGGAUUUGAAUGGAGUGACACCGAAACCUUUUCGAUGGAUUCUCGAUGUAACUUGGCUAAACUUGGUUGAAAUCAGCAAACUUAAAACUUUCCACGGGAUAUUGAAGAAAAUCGAGUAUAACGAGCGAGACUGGAGAGUCUGGUAUGAAACAGAAAGGCCAGAAUUAGAAGUGAUUCCUUGUGAGUACGAGCAUGACCUGGAUGUUUUUAGAAAGCUGCUGCUGAUUCGAUCGUGGAGCCCAGAUAGAACUAUAUCACAAGCUAGACGCUACAUUGAGGUUUCACUUGGUAAGGAGUAUGGAGAAAUGCAUAUACUAGAUUUGGAACAAACCUGGGUUGAGUCGGAACCAAGAACACCUCUAGUUUGCAUACUGUCUAUUGGUUCGGAUCCGACAGUACAAAUAGCGGCUCUUGCCAAAACCAAAGGCAUACCUCUUAAGACGGUUUCUAUGGGCCAAGGCCAAGAAUAUCAUGCUCGUAAGCUUAUGACGGAUUGCAUGUCUAUAGGAGGUUGGCUACUGCUGCAGAACGUGCAUCUCUCGCUGACCUUUUGUAAUGAAAUUAUCGAUAUUCUUAUUGAAACUGAACACGUUGCUGACUCGUUCCGCCUAUGGGUUACUACUGAAACGCACCCACAUUUCCCGAUAGGUUUGCUACAAAUGGCGAUAAAAUUCACCAACGAACCUCCGCAGGGUAUUCGUGCUAGCUUGAAACGUAGUUAUCUUUCCUUCACACAAGAUUAUCUUGAUUACACUUCCGCGACUCAAUGGCCACCGCUACUGUACACCGUCGCGUUUUUGCACUGCGUGGUCCAAGAAAGGCGCAAAUUUGGGCCCUUAGGUUGGAACAUACCAUACGAGUUUAACGCGGCAGAUUUCUCCGCUAGUGUGCAAUUCAUCCAGAAUCAUCUGGAUGAGAUGGAUCCGAAGAAAGGAGUUUCGUGGCAAACGCUCUGCUAUAUGCUCGGUGAGGUUAUGUACGGCGGCAGAGUAACAGACGACUUCGAUAAGCGUCUGUUGACCACGUUUACCCAGGUUUGGUUCUCCGAGCAUUUGUUAACACCAAGUUUUGAGUUCUACCGCGGUUAUCGUGUACCGAAUUCGCGCAACAUUCAAACCUAUAUCGACUAUAUUAACCAGUUGCCGAUAACGGAUACGCCGGAAGUGUUCGGACUUCACCCGAAUGCGGAUAUCACGUAUCAGAUCAACACCGCAAAGGGUAUUUUAGAUACAAUUCUCAGCGUGCAACCGAAAGAAGGCGGUGGUGGUGGCGGAGAAACGCGCGAGUCCAUCGUCUGCCAGCUUGCCAACGAUAUGCUGAGGAAGCUGCCCCCGCAGUAUGUGGCCUUCGAGGUGAAGGAAUCGCUAACAAGAUUGGGUGCCCUGUUGCCAAUGAACAUUUUCCUCAGACAGGAAAUUGACCGAAUGCAACGGGUCAUCAACACCGUGUACACCAACCUGUGCGACCUGAAGCUAGCCAUCGACGGGACGAUCGUGAUGAGCCACUACCUGCGGCAGUCGCUGGAUGCCAUGUACGAUGCACGCAUUCCGGAAAAAUGGCAGAAGUUAUCAUGGGAGUCCACAACGUUAGGUUUCUGGUACACGGAACUUCUAGAAAGAAACCAGCAAUUUCGGGCUUGGAUUAAUAACGAUCGGCCAAAGGUAUUUUGGAUGACAGGAUUCUUUAACCCGCAAGGUUUCUUGACCGCCAUGAGACAGGAAGUGACGCGUGCACACAAGGGUUGGGCAUUGGACUCGGUAGUACUGCAGAAUCAGAUAACCCGUUACAACAAGGAAGAUAUUCACGAUUCUCCCCAGGAAGGAGUUUACGUCUACGGCUUGUUUUUAGAAGGAGCAUCAUUGGACCGCCGGAGCGGUAAGCUAAUUGAGUCCAAAGCGAAGAUUCUCUACGAACAAAUGCCCGUUAUUUACAUCUACGCUAUAAAUACCACCGCUGGUAAGGAUCCCCGGCUAUACGAGUGUCCGAUUUAUCGCAAACCGCAGCGUACCGACCAAAAGUAUGUCGGAUCGAUAGAUUUCGAGACCGACUUUAACCCCCGCCACUGGACCCUACGAGGAGUGGCUUUGCUAUGUGAUAUCAAGUAGAAAAGUGUGUUAGAAAUUUGCUUGUUGUUACUACUUAGAAGCGCUUGUUCCUUGCUCUGGUAAAACUCUUGUAAUUAUCAACCGUUAAAACAGAGAAAAAAGCUAUAAUGCUGAAAUUUAAAGCAGACAAGAACAGUGCAGACCACCUUUACUUACUAGUAAAAAACUGAUAAAAAAAGUCAACAUCAGGGGCACGCUAGAUUAUACGUUCCAAAAACAGGACAUUUAAAUUGUAGAAUUGUUUGUGUGAUAGAAAAAAUACAGCACCCAAGCGUGUGAUAACUGUUCCACUUUC
Messenger RNA from Wyeomyia smithii (pitcher-plant mosquito), 6608 nucleotides. It is a transcript of the gene Dhc1, whose product is annotated as dynein axonemal heavy chain 5. Lineage: Eukaryota; Metazoa; Arthropoda; Insecta; Diptera; Culicidae. Gene Ontology annotation, cellular component: dynein complex. The record is from RefSeq and is a predicted model, not a curated record. Gene Ontology annotation, biological process: microtubule-based movement. Gene Ontology annotation, molecular function: minus-end-directed microtubule motor activity; dynein intermediate chain binding; dynein light intermediate chain binding. The transcript is spliced from 6 exons. The coding region runs from base 80 to 6313 and encodes 2077 amino acids.